Musa acuminata AAA Group (dessert banana) is the source of this 1612-nucleotide messenger RNA. RefSeq names its product vicilin-like seed storage protein At2g18540. The record is from RefSeq and is a predicted model, not a curated record. NCBI's taxonomy places the organism in Eukaryota, Viridiplantae, Streptophyta, Magnoliopsida, Zingiberales, Musaceae. The transcript is spliced from 5 exons. Bases 38 to 1420 code for a protein of 460 amino acids.
GAAGGCAGAUCAGAGAUCAGAGAGAGAGGCGAAAACGAUGAAGCCCAAAGCUGUUGUUUUGAAACGAGCGAUGCUGCCGAUGUUGCUGCUAUGGUGUUUUGUGGCCGUCGACGGAGGGGGAGAGGAGUUCCCCGGCGUUGGUCCGCUUCUAGUGAGGAAAGAGAGCCGGAGGACGGUGGCCUCCACAGCGUCCGGGGAGAUCACGGCCGUCGACGUGCGUGAUGGCUACGGUGGCGCCUACCACCUCCAGUUCAUCACCAUGGCGCCCAGCUCGAUGUUCCUCCCCGUUCUCCUCCACACCGACAUGGUCUUCUACGUGCAGUCUGGCAGCGGAAGGGUCACAUACGUCGAAGAGGACGAGAACGAUGAGACCGAGCACAUCGAUGUGGUGCGUGGUGACAUCUACAGGUUGGAGAAAGGCAGCAUGUUCUACGUGCAGAGCCAUCCGGACCCAACGAGAGACAACCUAAGGAUUCAUGCCAUAUUUAAUGCAGUAGACACGGACAACACAAAGGAACUACCAGCUGCAGCCUACUCAAACAUCAGUGAUCUGGUCGGAGGUUUCGAGGACAAAGUACUCCAGAUGGCAUUUGGGGUUUCCGAGGAAACCAUUCUGGCCAUCAAAUGGGUUGAGAAGCCUCCGGCCAUCAUUCCUUUUCCGCAUACUUCGAAGACAGUAUCCUUUGGAGCUCUCAGAGGGAUCCGAAGUCUCACCGCCGAGGAGGAGAAACUCACAAACAAGAAGAAGACCAAGGCAUUCAAUUUCUUCGAGGCCAAACCCGAUGUGGAGAACUGCAAUGGUUGGAGCACUGCCCUGAGUCACAAGGACCUCAAAGCUCUCAAGGGCUCCAACUUCGGGGCGUUCAUGGUGAACUUGAGCAGGAGUUCGAUGAUGGGGCCUUAUUGGAACCCCAAGGCGACGGAGAUCGCCAUAGUGAUCCAAGGACGGGGAAUGGUGGAAGCCGUUUGCAUCGGCGAGCCAGCGGAGGAGACGAGGUUUAAGGCCAAGGAAGGGGAUGUCGUGGUGGUGCCGAGGCUUCACCCGGUGACCCAAAUGUCCUACAACGACGAGGGCUUCAUCUUGGUCGGAUUCAAUAACCUGGUGGGGAAGAACCGCCCGCAGUUCUUCGGGGGGAAGAGAUCGGCGCUUCGGAUCCUCGACAGGGAGGUCAUGGCCAUGGCAUUCAACGUGCCGACAGCUAUCGUUGAAGACCUUUUGUCUGCCCGAGUUGAGUCCACGAUACUUGCGUGUACCUCGUGUGCCGAGGAACUCGAGGGGAGGAUGAAGGAUCAAUCGAAGGGUGAAGAGGAACACGAAGAAGAAGAUGAUGACGACGAAGAAAGAGCAGCUUGGAAGGUUGAUGAAGAGGCGAGAAGAGAGGCGGAGAGGGAGAUGCGGAUGCUUAGAAUGCUAGUUUGAAUGUGUUCUUAUCUUCAAUGUUGUGGGAAUAAGCUUUGGCUGUAGGUGACAUUUGUGGAUCUACCAGAUGUCAAUGUAAAAGCCAGACAGUAACAAGUCCAAAGAGAGCUACAUAAAUAAGCCAAGCCAAGCCAAGUAGAAAAUGUUUCGAGUUCACAAUCUGUAAUAAAAGUUGAGUUGGUUUGGUAGAUA